AUGUCUGUUUCCACGGCAAAGUCGGACAUUACGUCCAUACUGAAACCCGCUACCCGAGCAGCUUGGAAGAGUGCCAGGACAGCGGCCCUAAAGACCGUGCGCUUCUCCAUGCCAAGAGAAAUAGGCCUGAUCGCAUCGGUUAAUGCGGCCCUAAAUAGCAACGAUUUCAAAGCAGUUCAAGCAUUUGCAUUUUUUCUUCGUGAAUCACCGUUAAGCGAUGACGAAGCUGUGAGAAUUUUGAAAGAUGCACGAAAAAUUGUCCAUGAUCUCUCAUCAGAGUUCGCCGACGUUGUAGAGGCUCUGCUGUCGUUGUCCUGGAAGCAGCGGUCCAAAAAAGCAGUGCGGGCGUAUACUGAAUUUAGCAUAGAUGUGUUGCUUGCGCACAGUUCUCAUAUACACGUGGGUGUGCCAAACCUGAUCGGCAACUGGAUUCCGAGCAGUCUGGAUGGUUGUGAUUGGAUCCAGGGUUCCCCGUCGGAAGGUGUACGCAAGGAGCUGGAAAUUGUGCACGCUCUACUCAAUCGCAUACUGACUGCAGUGCCUAUAGCAAUGGACGUAGUCUAUGAUGCAACAGCUGCAAACUUUCCAUACUUUAAGAGACCUACACAUGUUACGGCUGGUUUUCUGCACAAUCUGCUCUGGCUCAUAGAAUAUAAGCCCAUUUUUGCGGAGUUGCUCUUGCACCUGGCACUGCAGAAGCUGUUAAUAUUAGACGUGCAUGCGCCACCGGCCGAAAUUGAUCUCGAUGAGGAAGCUGAUCCUCACAUAGCAACAGCAAGGUCAAAACGGUCUCGAUGGGUGAAGCACCCCAUCGGCCGAACAUUGGACAUAUGUCUAAUGAAACUGUACAAGUUCUUGGAAAGUAAAUGCCGCCCCGCACCCGACUCCACAGACGAAGAUCGCUGUUCUCAAAAUCGUUUUUUCAAGAUCCUGUUGAACAUUUUCGAGAAUGUGCUGCUUCCCAGCCACGACACUCAUCACGUCCAAUUCGUAAUUUUUUACGUCUGCAGCUUUAAGAAACUGUUUGCGCAAUCGUUCCUCUGCAUGCUGUUGCAGAAGAUGCAGAACCCUAAAACGUCAGCUGUUAUACGACAUGCGGCCAUCUGCUACAUGGCCAGUUUCCUGGCGCGUGCCAAAUUCUUGCCAUUAAACACCAUUACUUCAUAUCUAAAGAAACUUUGCAGAUGGGCACAUACCUAUAUAGACGACAGUGAUGAAGAGUGUACCUCCAAUACCAAUAUAGUCUUCUUUUCGGUUUGCCACGCGGUUUUUUAUCUGAUAGCGUUUCGAGCUCAAGAUCUUACUGCUAGUUCUAAAAACUUGCGCUUUCUGCAGUCCUUGCAGCUCUCCCGGCUAGUACUGUGCCGUUUUAAUCCGCUACGCUACUGUCUACCACCAGUUGCCACCGCUUUUGCUGCUGUGACGCGUGCUCACCAAUUGGCGCACUGCUACACUGUUUUGGAGCAGAAUACAAGCCACAAGUUGGCCAUCGUUUAUCGCCAUGACGAGGCUCUGCCAGAGAAAACCCUCGAUACAUUCUUUCCAUUUGAUCCAUACUCACUGAAAUUAUCGAACAAAUUCAUCAAGCCAAACUACUUGGUGUACAAGGUGUACGAGCUGAAGGACCCGAUCGAAUCGGCAGUAUCCCAGUCCUCAAAAAAGAGUUCGACAGGGACCUCUCUAGGUUUUAAUACCUAA
Scaptodrosophila lebanonensis is the source of this 1698-nucleotide messenger RNA. Its product is annotated as RNA polymerase I-specific transcription initiation factor RRN3-like. Gene Ontology annotation, cellular component: nucleus. Gene Ontology annotation, biological process: transcription initiation at RNA polymerase I promoter. The transcript has a single exon. Lineage: Eukaryota; Metazoa; Arthropoda; Insecta; Diptera; Drosophilidae. Bases 1 to 1698 code for a protein of 565 amino acids. Gene Ontology annotation, molecular function: RNA polymerase I general transcription initiation factor activity; RNA polymerase I core binding. The record is from RefSeq and is a predicted model, not a curated record.